UUCUUACGCUCAAGACAUUAUUGCGUGCGCGGCCUUUUUAAAUUAACUAUCAAUUUUAAGCUAUACUUCUCGCAUGGGUGAUUUCUAGAAUUCUGUUCUCGAACGCGAAUAAUAAAUUCUCACGGUAGUAAUGAAAGAACCCAUUUGAAUUUAAAUAACAAGUUUCUUAAUGAAAAAUUGUUUACUUAUUCUAUUGCUAAAAUGUCUCGACGGAUACCAAUACUAUUCGUAAUGAACGUGUUUCAUGUUGUUUUUGUUUUUUUGUGUGUGCAAAAUAAUGAAAGUUACGCCGAUACAAACCAGUCGGCUCAUGCUGUAAUAGCAGUAACAUCGAAGAACAAGUAUGAUCUAACUAUCAUGCCCAGCGUUGGUGAAAUAACUGCGGUUAAGUCCACACACGCUACGAUAGAUUCGAAUAAUUCAAAGCAUCAAUCCAACCAGAAACUUCCAAAAUUACAAGACCUGUGGCAUCAAAAUAAUUCGACAGUAGAAAAGAAUGGAAACAUUGCAACAAAACUCGAUGAAGAUAUCAUUAGAAAUGAAGUACGCAACUUACCGAGCAGCAAGCGCAACCUGUUUUCAAUGGAAAAUCAUUCUGACACAAAAUAUGGGAUGCGUACAACACAAUCGCCAGAACAUGAUAAUAAUAAUGCUUUAUUUGAUGCGUCCCAGACGAAUAUAUUUCAAAACGAAGUGAAUGAUAGAAGAACCAUGGGAUACCGUUUAAACCAGAAAAAUACUAUACAUGAAUGUUCUGAAAUGAAUUCUAUAAAUCCUAUCAAUCUCUUCCAUAUAUUCACCGAGAUGUACGACCAUUUCAAUUGGAAUAUCAGCAUAAUAAAAAACGAACUCAGCUAUGAUUGCGCUGUUGAAAUGGAUAUUUAUUUAAACCAAUUGCGGAAUUCGAAAAUAUGGGCGAUGAAAGCAAGUGAUUCUUCUGGUCGCUACGGUGGACAAACUUUCUUCGGAAAUGAUUUUUGGCUAGGGUCCAAAUCGUUCUGCACAGAGAUUAAUCUACAGAAUAAAGAUGACAAGGAGUUGAAAAAUGAGGAUUAUAUAGAAAUGAAUUUUUUUGUAGCAUUGAUACAAAUUGCAAUCGAUUUCGUAGCAGCCGAGCCAAAACUUCUACAGCUAGGACAAUGUCUGCCAAGUCAUUGUUCAACGAGCGAUGUAUAUCGAAUAUUAAAAGAAGAUCCAAAAUCGAAGCUGAUUUCAGACAAGAACACGUGUAAUGCAGCCAAAAAAAGCUCCCGCAGUGUUAUGGAGAUAGUGGAAGUAAGAACCGUACCUGGAAGUUAUAGCCUGCUGAAUGACAGCAAAUUUUUCAUAGUAAGCUCUGUAAUAUUCGUACUUGUCAUUGUCAUGAUUUUAGGUACAUGGUACGAAGCGUGGUAUCCUGGAUCUAAAAAAUGCAUUGUCUCAAAUGCUAUGAAAAGUGACCAUACUGUUGGAUCUGCCCCUAUAAUUAAUAAUGCAGAAAUGAUAAUGGAGAUUGAUGGUACGAAAAAAUCGUUGAGUGAUAUGAAUAAAAAUAUCACGAAUGAAUGUGUACAUAUUGUAGAAAACGACAUAUAUAACAGUAACACAAAACAGAGAAAAAACACAGAUUUCAGCACUGAUAUACUGCUGUGUUUUGCGGCGGGCGCAAACUCUAAGACAAUUCUAUCCGUAGAAACCGCCAACAAGGACUCGCUUACAUGCAUACAUGGUUUACGAUUAUAUUCGCUCCUUUGGACAAUUAUGGUUCAUACCUAUCUACAACUUUUUGCAGUAGGUGGGAAUAGAUAUGGGAGAAAUAUUACAGAACGGUCAUUCAGCUACCAAAUCAUAGGAAACGCUACAUUCUCAGUAGACACCUUCUUUUUUAUCAGUGGAUUAUUGGUCGUUGUUCUAUUCUAUCGAUCUGCUACAACAAAACGUGCGAUCGGCAUAGUCAAUGGAAAAUAUAUAUAUGAGAAUAGCAUGCUGGAGGCAGCAUCAAAAAUUAUACUAUCAAUAUUGUACCGAUUUUUGAGAUUGACUCCAGCAUAUUUGUUUGUUAUAAUAAGCAAUGAACUCGCAUUAAAAUGGACAUACGGCAGAUCGGUAUUCAAGCCAGGAAUCAUUGAUCAUAUAACAUGUGAUAAAUUCUGGUGGCGUAAUAUACUCUACAUAAAUAACUGGUAUCCUGUCAGAGAAAUGUGUAUGAUAUGGUCUUGGUAUUUGGCAAAUGAUAUGCAAUUUUAUAUUAUUGCCAUUAUUAUAUUAACACUGUCAAUGAGAUACAUAAAAACAUCGAUUAUUAUACUUGUAUUACUGACAAUAUGUUCGUGGAUAAUUUCCAUUUUCAUUUCCAUUCAUUUCAACUAUUCCUAUAAGGUUGCAAGUCCUUUCGAAUCUUUUGAUAUUCUAUACGACAAACCGUGGCAAAGGAUAACACCGUAUAUUAUGGGGAUGUUCACCGGUUACAUCUAUAAUUUCAAAAAGACGCCUCCCAGAAUGUCCAGUUAUUUGAAUGCAUUAUUGUGGUUUUUAUCAUUAACCAUAAUUAUAAGUUUGAUCUUCGGCGUAUGGAGAGGACAGUUGAGUGUUCCGGCUACCGCCCUCUACAUGAGCAUUGGACAUACUGCAUGGGGAUUAGCACUGGUUUGGAUCACAUUAUCAUGCUGCUGGGGAAAUGCUCAUUUCGUUAAUAGGUUACUGUCAUAUAGAGCACUGUAUCCUUUGAGCAGACUGUCGUAUUGUGCAUAUUUACUCCAUCCCGUUGUGAUGAUGGUGACCUCAUUUCAAAUGGAAGCGCCGAUACAUUUGCAACACAUUGUUAUCAUACCCAUUUUCUUUGGAAAUGCGGUCAUUUCUUUUAUCCUAUCCUAUUUUGUGUCAUUAUUAUUGGAAGCGCCCAUGGUGAAUCUGUUGAAAUUGAUCUUUAAAAAAUAAUGUUGUUCUAUAACUGUAAUAUAAAAUGUAUUAUCCAUGAUUUCAAUGAAUAAAUAAAGA
Messenger RNA from Toxorhynchites rutilus septentrionalis, 2976 nucleotides. Its product is annotated as nose resistant to fluoxetine protein 6. Gene Ontology annotation, molecular function: acyltransferase activity, transferring groups other than amino-acyl groups. Lineage: Eukaryota; Metazoa; Arthropoda; Insecta; Diptera; Culicidae. The coding region runs from base 202 to 2916 and encodes 904 amino acids. The record is from RefSeq and is a predicted model, not a curated record. The transcript is spliced from 12 exons.